AUGCUGCCGGGCAUCUCCGAGAGGCAGCAGGCGGCCCCAUGGGAGGCGGAGGAGGUGGCCGCGGCCGCAGCGGAGGCGACUGAGGAGCAGGUCCUCGUGGACACGGGCGCGGCCGGGGAGCCGGAGCGCAAGACCGGGGGGGAGCAGCUCAGGGACCCGGCCCCGGCCCGGCCCCGCGCGGCCGAGGAGGGGGACGUCCGCGACCCGCCGCGGCCGUCGCCCUCGCUGCCCGUGUCCGAACCUGCUCCAGCGCAGGACCUGUGCCCUCAUGGCAAACCCAGGAGCAAGGGCCGAAGCUGCAAGCGGGGCUCAGGCCGCCGUCCCGACGAGUCCCGACCUCGGCGGCCGGUCACCGUGGACAGCUCCAAGGCCAGGACCUCCCUGGACGCUCUGAAGAUCAGCAUCCGCCAGCUCAAGUGGAAGGAGUUCCCAUUUGGCCGACGCUUACCUUGUGAUAUUUACUGGCACGGAGUUUCAUUUCAUGACAGUGACAUAUUCUCUGGUCAAGUGAACAAGUUCCCAGGCAUGACGGAGAUGGUGCGUAAAAUCACCCUGAGCAGAGCAGUGAGAAUCAUGCAGAAUCUCUUUCCUGACGAAUACAACUUCUACCCUCGCUCAUGGAUUCUGCCUGACGAGUUCCAGCUCUUUGUUGCUCAGGUUCGCAUGGUGAAAGAUAGUGAUCCCUCGUGGAAGCCCACUUUUAUCGUAAAACCUGAUGGUGGUUGUCAGGGUGAUGGAAUCUACCUCAUUAAAGACCCCAGUGACAUCCGCCUGGCAGGGACCCUUCAGAGCAGGCCAGCUGUGGUCCAGGAGUACAUCUGCAAACCUCUCCUUAUUGAUAAGCUGAAGUUUGAUAUUCGUUUGUAUGUCUUACUAAAGUCUUUAGACCCCUUAGAGAUUUAUAUAGCCAAAGAUGGACUCUCUAGAUUUUGUACUGAGCCAUAUCAAGAGCCCAACCCCAAAAAUCUGCACCACGUCUUUAUGCACUUAACCAAUUAUUCCCUGAAUAUCCACAGUGGUAACUUCGUCCAUUCGGACAGUGCUAACACAGGCAGCAAAAGGACUUUUUCUAGCAUUCUUUGUAGGUUGUCUUCUAAAGGUGUUGACAUCAAGAAGGUCUGGUCUGAUAUCAUCUCCUUGGUGAUUAAGACUGUCAUUGCCCUGACUCCAGAGCUCAAAGUUUUCUACCAGUCGGACAUCCCAGCAGGGAAGCCGGGGCCUACAUGCUUCCAGAUUCUAGGCUUUGACAUACUUCUAAUGAAAAACCUGAAGCCUAUACUGCUUGAAGUAAAUGCAAAUCCCAGCAUGAGAAUUGAGCAUGAACAAGAACUUUCUCCGGGGGUGUUUGAAAAUGUCCCCAGCCUUGUUGAUGAAGAAGUGAAAGUGGCUGUGAUCAGAGACACACUGCGCCUCAUGGACCCGCUUAAGAAGAAAAGAGAGACCCAGUCUCAGCAGUUUGAAAAACCACUAGCUGGAAAGGAAGAUACUUCAGAGAGUGACAUGGCCACUGCCCCAGAUGGCAGUACAAAUUCUGAAGCCCACCUGCCUUCCAUUUGCCUCAAGCAAGUGUUCCCCAAAUAUGCAAAGCAUUUCAACUACCUGCGCCUGGUGGACAGGAUGGCAAAUUUGUUUAUCCGGUUCCUGGGAAUCAAGGGGACAAUGAAAUUGGGGCCAACAGGCUUUCGUACCUUUAUAAGAGCAAAGGAGACUCAAGGGAGGAGGACUAAUGGACCACAUAAGCCCACAGCCAACAGGACCCUGAGACAAGAGGAACUAGAACAGCUACCACUACCAACCAGUGUGACUGGAAUUACAACAGAGGGUCCUAGACAAAGCGGGAGAAAAAUAUAGAACAAAAAAUCAAAUUCACAAAAAAGAUCAGACUUGCUGAUCUGACAGAGACUGAAGAACCCCCACGACUAUGACCCUAAGACACCCUUCUGACCUGGAGCUAAAACCAUUCCCAGAGACCACCUCCCAGCCAAAGAAUGGACAAACCUAUAAGACAAAGAGUAACACCCGAGAAGAAUGUACUCCUUAGAACAAUUUACUAUACAAGAUCAAAAGGGCACUAUCUGCCCAAAAGCAAAGAUGAGAAGCCAGGAAGGGGUAGAAAAUCAGGACUAAAGGAAAUGGGGAACUCAGGGUGGAAAUGGGAAGAGUGCUAAUACAUUGUGGGGAAUGAAACAAAGGUCUUCAAAUACUUUAUGUAUAAACUAUCAAAUGGGAAACUGAUUUGCUCUGUAAACUUUCACCUAAUGCAGCAAAAAAAAAAAAACCUCCCCUUUCUGUGAUGGAUCUCUUUCCAGCAAUACUGUGACAUGCUAUGCUUGAGAUAUCAAUGUCGUUUAAAAACAUACCUUUUAAACUGGAGUUGUUUUUCUCUCCCCUACAUGUUUACGUAUGGUUUUUUGGUUUUUGUUUCUUUUAACAAAUAAUGCUCAUUUGUUAGCUUUCAACUUAUAGACGCCUCUCCAGGAAAAAAUAAGCUUCUUUUCUCCACAGAGAGGAAUGAACACAAAAGAAAUUCUAUAAAUAGGAUUUUAUGGAGUGGGCUAAGUUGCUUUCUAAAUUUCCCAUGAGAUGUCAGUAGUUCUUAAGAGGAAAUGGGGGUGGUAAUUUUAAAUCUUUCUACACUUGGGCUCCUAAUGAACUUGAAUGAUUUUAUUCUCUCCUAUCGUGGGCCCAUAUUCCCUUGGAGAGCAUUUCUUCUAGGUUACUUUACAUGGAGAAAGGGUGGGAGCUGUCGUUUGCCACUUCUCCCUAUGUGCCAGGCACUGAGCUAGUCCUUAAAUAGCCUUGUGUGGUAAGUGGCUUUAUUCUUAUUGUACAAAUAAGGAAAUGUAGAUGCAGAGAGGUGCAGUGGCUUGCUCAAGGUCACAAAGCAAAGUCAAGAUUAAUUCUCACGUGCAUUUGACUCCAAAACUUUUUUUUUUUUUCAUGUACAUUUCUAGACUAUUCAUUCUUGGGAACAUUCCCGGCUUCUCAUGUUACCGUAUUUCUUGGACUUUUGGUUCAGCGAAGAAUUUGUCUUUGAUUCUUUAGUCAUUUGAAGAACUGCAUCCCAGAGUAUAAGGGGAAACUACUGUCAAUAUUUAUGAGCUACAAGGAUUCCCAUUUUUAUCCCAGAUGCUGAGACCGCUUAACACCUAUUGAGAGUGGUACUCAAGACCAGUUCAGCUUGGCAUCCCUCACUGGGCCCAGAAUACUGCCUAUGCAUGGUGGGCACAAGAUAAAUUCUGUAAGGAGUGGAUGGAUGGAUGGACGGAUGGACGGACAGACGGAUGGGAUGGAUGGGAUGGAUGGAUGGAUGAUUCAUUCCAAAAUCAUUCCCCGUUUGAGUUGACUGAGAAUGUAUGGUGGCCACAAGGAUAAAUCUGGGAGAACCUGUCUCCAUGCAACCCUGGUCCCCUACCCCAUCCCCAGCCUAGUAUUCAAAGCUUCCUAACAGGUGCUCUAGAGGUUCCAGCCUUACUGGUCCCUGGUCUGAGCCUUUGUGCCUUGAAUCCUGGAUUCUUCCUGCAGCCCUAGGCUGAGCUGCCUCCCACUUCUCCCCAAAGCUCCUAAACCCACUACUCAGAGGAGAACUGGAUGGGAAUCCCAGGUGUGUGGUCUUGGCAAGUCAUGUCCCUUCUCUUGAGCCUCGACUUACCCUUCAUUAAAAUGGGGCUAAGAAUACUCCCUCUUAGAGUAGUUAUAAAGAUUCAAAGAGCUAGUGGGCAGGAAAGGGCCUGGCAUACAGAUGGUGCCCAAGAAAUGCUUACAGAAUUGAAAUUCUUUUGAAGCAUUUCCUGUCUACUGCAGUCAGCAUGGAUGCUUCCUUCCCCUGCCCCGGUAGCAGAUGUUGCAAUCAACUGUAUUUGCAGGCAUCGUUAGGGAGGAUGAGUUAUCUCGGAAAAGGGAUAAAUGGAGAAUUCUCUUUGGUAAAUUAUGGCUCCUGUAAAGGUUUGACAUUUCUAUUUUCUACCUGUCAGGAAAAAAAAAACUAUAUACCAGUGGUCAGUUAGAUUCCCUUUUUAUACUCCAUUAACCCCCCAGAGCAAGCCAGACAGAGUUCCUGUUCAGUGUAGGAGCAGGCAGCCCAGAGGACACUUAUACAAUAAUUAGAGAAAAUCUGUAGCCAUUCCUAAUGAAGCUUUGAAAAUUAGCAGUGCAGUUCAUCAGAAUACAUUGGAAGAGACUGGCACGUCAUCCCCAGUAGAACCCAAUAGAGAUAGCCAUCUUGGUGACAGGUGAUGUGAAAAGCUCCACGUCCGCUGACAUGUUGUUACUUGGGCUCAAUAACUGUGUGCUGAUGUGCUUUGAAGUCUGCCACGGUGACUUGUGAUUGAAAUACGGUGCAGGAGUCCAGGAAGAAGCAGGAUGUGAAUUGAUGGCCUAGGAAAUGUGGGAGGGAAGAUGGAAGGCAGGAGGGAAUGAGAGAGCAAGCCAGGGCACUAACAGAUGAGGAGCCCCAGCCUCAUCCUGGCCCCAGGUGAAGCACAUGCAUCACUCCCAGUGUUAGGGGUAUGUAUGGGUUUGGAGAGGAGCCUCUGGAAUGCCCAGAUCCUGCUGGCCAAUCGACUCCUUGCAUGUGAGUUUCCUAAGGGAGUUAUUCACACAAGGGAUGAUGUCAAAUGAGAAAUCAAAGUACCACUUUAUCAUUAGCUGGGGCAACGGAUGUGGACACACUGAAAAAGUUGAAAGCAGCCAUUGGGUGUAGUUCAGCCAAACCGAAAGCUGGCCCAGAAGUCUAGCUUUCAGGAUUCCAGGACAAAUCCAGCCACUUUGGGACUCACCUCUCAGCAUGAUCCUGUUCAGGAGAGUGUUGCUCUGGACACCUGGACAAACCAAGAGCUGCCUCCUGGCUAGCAAAAAGCCCAAGCCCUUGUACCCAGACAUUCUGACUAGUGAUCUUCUUUCCCCAGAAUGGACAGGGUCACUCACCAAAAUGUCGGCCUCAGGUAGCCUCUCGGCCCACGAUGGUUCCUUCUCUGGAAGAAGGAAAGGAAAAGGGAGCUAACAAUCACGUGCGUACUACAUGCCAGCUCCAUGCUGUGUCUUUGGCAUGCGCUCCGUCAUCUAAUGUUUACAACCACUGUGUGGGUGAGUAUUAGUAUCUUCAUUUUAGAAACCAGGAAGAACAGGCACAGGUUUAAUUGUCCACAGUCACACAUCUAGAAAGGAGCAGAGCCAGUAUUUAAAAACUGGUCUUUCUGUGUCCAAACUCAUGCUCUUUUCGGUAUACCAGACUGCCUCCCUACAUUUCUAGACCAAAAGCAAAAGGGGGAAGAAAGAUGAUUCUAAACAUGCCUCUGUGACUUGGACAGGGAGCACAUUGCUGACAUUGGACUGACAAUCUGAUUACUUUGGACUCCUGCAUGGAAGCAAGCACUACCGGAAGCUCAGAGGCCCAUCCCCGCCCUCCUCAUGUCAUUUCCCAGGUGUGCUCCUAAAGUCAGAAAUGAGCACCAAGGCCUCCCCAACCUUGCAGCUUCGGCCCACACUAGAGGGCACGGGCCCCGCCUGUGCUGUUAUGUUCUGUAAAUCUUGGGCUUAAUGUGGCCAAUUUGGGGCCUAUGUAAAAAUCUUCAGGUGACACAUUGAAAGAUGGGAAAAAUGCAAAGGCCUCGAGCGUCCUGGAAGUAGAUUUGGCCCCAGGGACUCAUCUGGUGAGCAUUUCUAGUGGAUACUCUGCCCUGGA
This is a messenger RNA of Loxodonta africana (African savanna elephant), 5683 nucleotides long. RefSeq names its product tubulin tyrosine ligase like 11 (gene TTLL11). The record is from RefSeq and is a predicted model, not a curated record. The coding region runs from base 1 to 1851 and encodes 616 amino acids. Gene Ontology annotation, cellular component: cilium. The transcript is spliced from 8 exons. Gene Ontology annotation, molecular function: tubulin binding; tubulin-glutamic acid ligase activity. Lineage: Eukaryota; Metazoa; Chordata; Mammalia; Proboscidea; Elephantidae. Gene Ontology annotation, biological process: protein polyglutamylation; microtubule cytoskeleton organization.